CUUUGUUAUGUACUUUGGGAUAUGAUGAAGGAAAUAUUGUUCUGCCGUGCGAAUUUCAGGAAUGAUAAUAAUGAUCGGCGGGUUAUAUUAUAUCUGAAUGAUUGUUGUUGUGGUAGGAAGUAUUGUCAAGAAAAUGCAUCAUGCCUGGUAAAAAAUCAUUUGAAAAAGGUUAGCCUCGGAGAUGCUGCAAUUGAGCUAUCAAUUGAGUACAAGCGGCCAAAGCUUGAACCUGAAAGUUGUGAAAUGGACACAGGACUUGUUGGUCAUAUUCAUCUCAAUGCGGGCUUGCUAAAGUCAUCAGGCAUUGGUAUGCGUGACAUUUUACAAAAAUGUGAAGAACAAGUAAACAUGUUACAUAAGAAGAAGAAAUAUGGUUAUCAUUUUAAGAGGAUUCUUUUGUCUGUAAGUGAAUGUUGCUUCUUCAACCAUUCUGAUAGCAAAUGGACUGACAUGCCAUGUUUGAAAUUCUAUUGGCAAGACAUGCCUGACUCUGAUUUGGAAAGAACAAAACAUAUCAUGGCUGAUAUGAUCUGUCCAGUUCUAUUAGACACAAUUAUUAAAGGCUGUAUUCUACUGUGAUGCUGAGCUAGUUAGUGUGUUGGGGUUGAUUGACUGUUCCUGUGCCUGCUCAGAGCUUCUGUUUUUUCUGUCCCUGCUGGUUUGCUAUGGUUUGUCUUUCUGCUGGCCUGUUGUGUAGCUGUUCUGCGUUCCUGAGUUUGGUUCUAAUGUGGUGGCUACGCUGGUGUCUUUGCUCUGGUGCAGUUUGUGUUUCUGUGACCCUGGGACUGUUCUGUUAUGGUUCAGAUUGCUAUGAUGCUGUUUGUGUUUGGUCUGGUCAAAUUUUCAGUUGCGGUUUGGGUGCUGUACAGUAGUGGUGUGGUUUGGUGUUGCUGUUUUGGUGGGCUGCGAGGUUGUAAUAUUAUUUAAUUUUUUUAGACGAAAAUUGUAAUAUUACAGCCUUUUUAAUGAAAAUAU
Chenopodium quinoa (quinoa) is the source of this 975-nucleotide messenger RNA. RefSeq names its product DNA-directed RNA polymerase V subunit 1-like. The record is from RefSeq and is a predicted model, not a curated record. NCBI's taxonomy places the organism in Eukaryota, Viridiplantae, Streptophyta, Magnoliopsida, Caryophyllales, Amaranthaceae. Bases 22 to 579 code for a protein of 185 amino acids. The transcript is spliced from 6 exons. Gene Ontology annotation, cellular component: RNA polymerase II, core complex. Gene Ontology annotation, biological process: DNA-templated transcription.